Sphenostylis stenocarpa is the source of this 210-nucleotide messenger RNA. The record is from the annotation of a GenBank genome assembly. Lineage: Eukaryota; Viridiplantae; Streptophyta; Magnoliopsida; Fabales; Fabaceae.
AUGGAUUCUCCGUCGUGUGUGACGGUCGCGCAGCUAGCAAUUUCCAAACCUUUGAAGCACCACCGUCCUUUGGUCAGAGGUAGAGUCAGACAGCUUCAUAGCCGCCUCAACUCCGUUACGCCCUUUCGGUGCUCUUCCGCUGCGAACGACACCGUCAUCCCUCUCCACGUUGGGGGAAUGAUGUGCGAAGAUCAAGAAGAUAUCAACUGA